GCUCUGUUGUAGACGAUGAAAAUCAGACAAAUGCUGCUUGUUUUGGAAGCACUUUGGGAUAUAAACAUUUUUUCAUUGUUUUAGACUUUUUUACAGCACAGCAAAGGUAUUAAAAUGUCUCUGAGCAUCUUUGGGAGGUGAAACAACAAACGCUGUUUCCUCCUGGGAAAAGCGACCCUGAUGUUGCCAGGCGGCUGCAGAUCCAGCAGCGGAAAGUGACAGAAAUCCAGAAGGUCUCUGCCUUGUGGUGGCGGCGUCACAGCACGCCUGUCUGUGACAGCCGAUGCUCACCAGGAGGAAUGUCGACCCCCACCUUCAGAUAAGUUUUGACAGCUGUAAUUGAGAGAGAGGGAGGAGGUGGGGGUGAGCUCCUAUUUUUAUCAUACAUCCAACCAGGCCUGAGGCAGACAGAGAGAAACCCCUCUCCUCUCUCCAGAAACAGAUCACUCCUUCUGGAUCUCUCCUUUCUGCCUCCAGAGAAACUUCUGGAGGUCUGACGGUGAGGUUAAGACCAGGAGACGCGACCAGUUUGGAGGAAGACAUCUGAACAGGAGCAGAUCUACAGACUGCAGAGGGAGGACGGAAGAAACCAGGAACACUAUCAGGCCGUCAUGGCUCUACUGUGUUACAACAAAGGCUGCGGAGAGAAGUUUGACCCCGACAAGAACAAAGACGAUUCCUGCCUCUUCCACCCAGGGGUUCCCAUCUUCCAUGAUGCCCUGAAGGGCUGGUCCUGCUGUAGAAAAAGAACAACAGACUUCUCUGAGUUUCUCUCCAUCAAGGGCUGCACCCGCGGGCGCCACAGCAAUGUGAAGCCCCAGGAGCCUCUGAGGCCAGAGGUGUCGUCAGAUAAGGCUGACAUCAAACUCACCAACGACCAAGAGAUCAUCUACCAGGGCCCUAAGUCUGCUGAGAAGCUGCAGAAAGAGAGACCAAGUUCAGAUGAGCCCAUGACAAAGCUUCCCCACAAAGUGUCCGCUUCGCUGGCUCAGGUGCUGGAAAAACUGGACAUCAGCAAGAGAGCUGAGAACGAGAAGAAAGAAAGUCAGGUUGUCAUACAUGGAACUCGCUGCAAAAACGCUGGUUGCAAAACAGUCUACCAAGGCCCAGAGACCGACAAGGAGGUCUGCACCCACCACCCAGGAGCACCCGUCUUCCAUGAGGGAUAUAAAUACUGGAGCUGCUGCUGCAUAAAGACAACAGACUUCAAUGCUUUCCUGGACCAGAAGGGCUGCACCACAGGGAAACACCGCUGGGUGCCAAAGCAGGACAAGAAGAAGGUGGCGUGUCGACAUGACUGGCACCAAACUGGAAAUAAUAUUGUUGUAACGAUUUACGCCAAGAAUUCAAACCCUGAAUUUUGCAGCAUACAGGCCAACCGGACAGUGCUUUCAUGCCAAAUACAGUUUGAGAAUGAUAAGAUUUUUAAGCGUGACUUCCACCUCUGGGGGGUGGUCGACGUCAAGCAGAGCUCGGUCCACAUGAUCCCUUCCAAAGUGGAGGUCACCCUCCGCAAAGCUGACAUGGUAGCCUGGGGCAAACUGGAGGACCCAAACUACAAACCUGAGCCAGCGCCUGCAGAGGAAACCAUCAAUGAAAUCACAGAGUCGGACAAUCCCGACUGGGACAUCGACGACGAUGACAUCAGUGACUCGGAUGAGGAGUGGGCCUACGGCACGCCAGAGAAUAGAAAGAAAGGAGAUGAGGGCAAAAAGGAGCAGAAUAAGGAUGAAGACGUGCCAAAUUUAAAGAGGAAGGAGGUGGAGGAGGAGAUGAAGAGGGCAAUGGAGGAGAAGAAGAGGGCAGAGGAGGAGAGGAAAAAGCUGGAAGAGCAAAGGAGGCAAGAAGAAGAAGAAGGAUAUGAAGACAUGCCAGAUCUGGAGGAUCAUGAUGCUAAUUUGGAGUGACUUGCUUUAGCAAAACAGACCAAAAGAAUGAAAUAAAACUGAAUUUAGAAGCAAAGAAAUUUAAUAGCUAAAAAUCCUUUUUUUUUUUUUUAAGCAAAAGAUCCAAAUGAAAGUUUGAUUCUCUUGAAGUUGUAAACACGUUUGUGAGGAAUGUGGGAGCUGGACACGGCUGAAUUUAUAUUUUAUUCUUAAACAUAAACAGAAGAAAUAAACUUUUCUCUAUUUGUU
Messenger RNA from Melanotaenia boesemani (Boeseman's rainbowfish), 2135 nucleotides. RefSeq lists its product as uncharacterized. Bases 612 to 1907 code for a protein of 431 amino acids. The transcript has 11 exons. The record is from RefSeq and is a predicted model, not a curated record. Lineage: Eukaryota; Metazoa; Chordata; Actinopteri; Atheriniformes; Melanotaeniidae.